Molecule: messenger RNA, 1878 nt
Organism: Ilex paraguariensis (yerba mate)
Lineage: Eukaryota; Viridiplantae; Streptophyta; Magnoliopsida; Aquifoliales; Aquifoliaceae
Source: the annotation of a GenBank genome assembly
UACCCAACUUCAUACCUUCUGUUGUGUGUCUAAUGGCUUUUCAAUGGCUAAGUUUGGUGGGUGCUAUAUGGCUCCAAUCCAUUAAUGGGACUAACUCCAACUUUCCUGCUUACUCAUCCCAACUCAAGCGUCUUCUUUCCAUUUCACAGCUUGAACUGAACAACCUAGCCUUUGCCUCAGACGCCGGAAAAAUCCUCGGUUGGUUCGCCGGUGUCGCCGCUGGUUAUCUACCCCUCUGGCUAGUCCUCAUGAUCGGUGCAGUUCUUGGGUUGAUUGGUUAUGGGAUGCAAUAUCUUUUCCUAACAAACCAAAUCUCCUCUCUGUCUUAUGUGCAUGUUUUCUUACUCACUGUAUUAGCAGGAAACAGUAUUUGUUGGAUCAACACAGUUUGUUACCUCGUCGCCAUCAAAAACUUUCCUCUGGAUCGUCAGUUUGCGGUCGGAAUAUCAACUAGCUACGUAGGAUUGAGUGCAAAGAUUUAUACAGCUUUUGUUAAUGUUCUAUUCCCUUAUUCAAACGCUGAAAAAACUAAGGGCUAUCUUCUUCUGAAUUCUAUCUUACCCCUUGUAGUUUGUAUAAUGGCUGCACCUGUCGUCGGAGAUAUCAACGUCGGAAAAUCCAAGAAAAUGGCCGGUGGGUUCAUUUUAAUGUUUGCAAUAACAAUAGCCACCGGAGCCUAUGCUGUGAUCAGCAGUUUGGGUUCAGUGGUUUCAAGAGUGAUGACACCAUUGAUGGUUCUGAUUGGUAUCGGUUUGUUCUUGGCGUCACCUCUUCUGGUACCAGUGGCUGAUAAACUCAGAGAAAAGUUUCAGCAAAAAUGUUGGUUACGGGUAGAGAGAAGAGUGCAUAAUCUGACAGUAGAGGAGGGUGAAAGUGCAAUCAGCUUAGAGGAUGGGAUGAAAGUAGAAGAAACCAGUAUAACAGAAUUAGUUUCUGAGGAUAAGAUGAAGAAGGAGAUUGGAGCAAAGUCUAUGCUAAAAAUGGUGGAGUUUUGGUUAUAUUUCUUUGUAUAUUUCUUUGGUGCAACUCUCGGGCUGGUCUAUUUGAACAACUUGGGACAAAUUGCUGAAUCUCGUGGAUGCUCAGAUAUUUCUUCUCUGGUCUCAUUGGCUUCUUCAUUUGGCUUCUUUGGUCGCCUCAUUCCUUCCCUCCUCGACUACUAUUUCUCCAGGAGAAAGACUAAGGUUUCAGGACCAGCAUCAAUGGCGGUGAUGAUGGCCCCAAUGGCAGGAUCAUUCUUCCUCCUCCUCAACGGAACCAACCUCUCUCUCUACAUCAGCACCGCCAUUAUAGGUGUAUGUACAGGAGCAAUUACGUCCAUCUCUGUCUCCACAACCACCGAGCUCUUCGGGACUCAGAAUUUCGGCCUAAAUCACAACAUUUUGGUCACCAACAUUCCAAUAGGUUCAUUUGUUUUUGGGUACUUAGCAGCACUAUUUUACAGGAAAGAAGGACAUCAUCAUGGAGAUGGAAGAUGCAUGGGCAUGGAAUGCUACCAAAAGACAUUUAUUAUUUGGGGUUCACUUUGUCUUUUUGGGAUUUUUCUAGCUUUAAUCCUUCAUGCACGAACCAAAAACCUCUUCUCUCAGACAAGAUCGUAAUAGCAAAGUUGUAGGGUAUCGAAUUUGACCUCUUUUUGAAGGUAAAUUAUAAUUUUUAGGUAGAGUUACCCCCAAAAAAAUUAGUAUAAAUUCUAAAAAUAUAUAGAAUCUACCUGGGAAGGAAACUUUAUUUCAUUCCCCAUAGUUAAAGGAAAUUCUGAAUGUCGUGCUAGCCACGACGUUUGUGCAAUGAUAUAAUUGUACAUUUAACAAUGAUGUAUGACUAGUGUUUUAUUACAGUAAUUAUGAUAUUUUGGCAAAGAGUAAUGUUAUUGGG